Messenger RNA from Drosophila ficusphila, 1807 nucleotides. Its product is annotated as FGGY carbohydrate kinase domain-containing protein. The transcript has 6 exons. NCBI's taxonomy places the organism in Eukaryota, Metazoa, Arthropoda, Insecta, Diptera, Drosophilidae. The record is from RefSeq and is a predicted model, not a curated record. Gene Ontology annotation, molecular function: kinase activity; phosphotransferase activity, alcohol group as acceptor. Gene Ontology annotation, biological process: carbohydrate metabolic process. Bases 91 to 1737 code for a protein of 548 amino acids.
CUCGACGCGACUGGUUCUGCGAGAAGUGACGGAGAAAAUAAAAGCAAAACGGUGAUCAGAGGCGUCUGUGACGGAGGCGGCGACGUGGAAAUGGCAUCCGGACCGUACUUUGUGGGCGUGGACGUGGGCACGGGCAGUGCGAGGGCGGCCCUGGUGAACGCAGAGGGGCGUGUCCUGGAGCAGGCGGUGCAGACCAUCAGGACCUGGAACCCAGAGCCGGGCUACUACAACCAGUCCUCCGAUAAUAUAUGGCAGUCCAUCUGCCAGGUGGUCAAGAAAGUCAUUGGCGGCGUCGAUAAGUCAGAAGUCAAGGGCAUUGGCUUCGACGCCACUUGCUCCCUGGUGGUUCUGGGCCCCCAAGGAUCGCCUUUGAGUGUGAGCAAGACGGGUGAGUCGGAGCAGAACGUCAUCCUUUGGAUGGAUCACCGAGCCGAGCAGGAAACGCAGGAGAUAAAUGCGUUCAAGAAUCCGCUUUUGAAGUACGUGGGCGGGCAGGUUUCGCUGGAGAUGGAGGUUCCGAAGCUCUUGUGGCUGAAGCGGAAUCUCUCGAAAACCUUCGGCAGCAUUUGGAGGGUUUUCGAUCUGCCCGACUUUCUCACCUGGCGAGCCACCGGCGUGGACACCCGAUCGCUCUGCUCCGUGGUCUGCAAGUGGAACUACGACGCGGCAGAGGGAAGCUGGAACAAGGAGUUCCUCGAACAGGCGGACUUGGAGGAGCUGACCCGGAAUAACUUCGAGAAGCUGGGCAGUGAUGUCCAGCCUCCGGGCAGAAAAGUGGGCAAGGGUCUCACGGCUAAGGCUGCCCAAGAACUGGGCCUUUCCGCGAACACUGUGGUGAGCACCUCACUGAUCGAUGCCCAUGCCGGCGCCUUGGGAAUGUUUGGCUGCCGCUCGAAGGACGCUCGAGGAGCGGACGAUGUCCAGGGCAAAAUGGCCUUGAUUGCUGGCACAUCCACCUGCCAUAUGAGCAUCACCAGACGGGCCUGCUUCGCCCAGGGAGUUUGGGGUCCCUAUCAGGAUGCCAUCAUACCGGGGUACUUCCUGAACGAGGGUGGCCAGAGCAUCGCGGGCCACCUGCUGGACCACGUCCUCAAGUCCCACGAAUCCUACGCUGAGCUGAAGGAGAAGCUGGGGGAGGACAGGUUCAUCUACCAGUACCUCAACCAGUUGCUGCCGCAGCUGGCGGCAGCCCGAGGACUCAGCCAAGUGAGCUGUCUAACCCAGGACAUCCACGUCUGGCCGGACUUGCACGGCAAUCGCUCGCCCGUCGCCGAUCCCACGCUGCGAGGAGUGAUCACUGGAUUGGACAUGACCCGAGGAACCGAAUCUCUGGCCCUUAAGUACUUGGCCUUCGUUCAGGCGCUGGCUUACGGCACUCGUCACAUUAUAGAGAACCUCUAUCAGUACGGCAGGGCCCCCUUCCAAACGCUCCUUUUCUGCGGCGGACUGGCCAAGAAUCCUCUGUACGUGCAAUGCCACGCGGAUAUCUGCAAUCUGCCCGGCUUAAUCCCCGACGAACAGGAAAUGGUUCUCGUGGGAGCCGCUGCCUUGGGAGCCGCAGCCUCGGGACAUUUUGAUAGCUUGGAGAGCGCCUCGAAAGCCAUGGGAGGCACUGGUCAGCUGGUGAAGCCAAACCAGGAGACCCUGGAGUUCCACAAUCGCAAGUACAAGGUGUUUCUGCAACUGCUGGAGAACCAGCGCCAAUACAGGACCAUUAUGCAGGGAGACACUAAAUAGUAGUAGCUUUUCGUUGUCAAGACUUUAAAUAAUUUUAAAAUAAAUGCCGCACUUGAGCAUUGUAACAAAA